Molecule: messenger RNA, 2193 nt
Organism: Echinops telfairi (small Madagascar hedgehog)
Lineage: Eukaryota; Metazoa; Chordata; Mammalia; Afrosoricida; Tenrecidae
Gene: DNAJC25
Product: DnaJ heat shock protein family (Hsp40) member C25
Exons: 4
Coding region: 1-1065 (354 amino acids)
Biological process (GO): protein folding
Cellular component (GO): endoplasmic reticulum membrane
Source: RefSeq, a predicted model, not a curated record
AUGGCGCUGCUGUUCGCCCGGCGCGGGGAGGCCGACGCCGUGGGCGCCUGCUGGUGGGCUCUGCUGCCGCUGCUGCUGGCCAGGGCGGCGGGCGCCCUGCUGGAGGGGCUCUACUGCGGCGUGCGGGACUGCUACGAGGUGCUGGGCGUGAGCCGCGCGGCCGACAAGGCGGAGAUCAAGCGGGCCUACCGCCAGCUGGCCCUGCGCUAUCACCCGGACCGCUACCGGCCCGAGCAGGGCCUCGAGGGGCCCGGCGGCUCGCUGCAGAGCGCCGAGGAGGCCUUCCUGCUGGUGGCCACGGCCUACGAGACCCUCAAGGAUGAAGACACACGAAAAGAUUAUGACUACAUGCUCGACCACCCAGAAGAGUACUACAGCCAUUACUACCACUACUACAGCCGGCGGCUGGCCCCGAAGGUGGACGUCAGAGUUGUGAUUCUGGUCAGUGUUUGCGCUAUCUCAGUGUUCCAGUUCUUCAGCUGGUGGAACAGCUACAAUAAGGCCAUCGACUACCUAGCCACCGUGCCCAAGUACCGUAUCCCAGCUACAGAAAUCGCCAAGCAACAGGGACUGCUAAAAAAAGCCAGAGAAAAAGGCAGAAAUAAAAAGUCCAAAGAAGAAAUGCGUCAGGAGGAGGAGAACAUCAUCAAGAAUAUUAUAAAGAGUAAAAUAGACAUAAAGGGAGGCUAUCAGAAACCGCAAAUACGCGAUCUUCUCCUGUUUCAAAUUAUCUUGGCUCCUUUACGUGUCGGCUCAUAUGUGGUCUGGUACUGCCGAUGGAUAUAUCAUUUUCACAUCCAAGGCAAGGAGUACGGCGAGGAGGAGAGGCUGUACGUGAUACGCAAGUUCAUGAAGAUGUCUGAGUCGCAGUUUGACAGCCUGGAGGACCGUCAGAAGGAGGCGUUCCUGACUCGGGAGCUCUGGAGAAAGGAGAACUAUGAGGUCUACAAGCAGGAACAAGAGGAAGAACUGAAGAAAAAGUUGGCAAAUGACCCGAGAUGGAAGCGAUACCGAAGGUGGAUGAAGAACGAAGGGCCUGGGCGGCUAACGUUUGUGGAUGACUGAAGAUUACCGAGCGCUGCUACGCCACACCAGGAUUGGGGUUUUAUUUUCCUAACUGAGUUAUUUUAGAAAUGUGUCAGAAAAAAAAAAAAAAGAAGAAGAAGAAAUGUAUCAGUUGCUCCUUAGCAGUAAUGAAAAUUCUUCCUGUAUUUGAUUAAACAGAAUAAUGUAGGAACUUAGACUUUCCCUUAAAACUUUAUACCGAAGACACUUAUGAUUGUUAAAUUUUUAUAAUCUUAUUUGUGGGUUUUGUUAAGAGACUUGCCAUGAAGAUUUACUCGUUGCCAUUUACGAUUUUAUACGUUAGAAGAGUUGACAUGGAAAUUUAUUAGACACCAUUUGAAAUUUUGUUUAAAUGCUUACUCUUCGAGAAUGUUUACUUUAUGCUUUGUUAUAGUGCUGCAUUUUUCGGCUUUCAUGACCUCUUUACAUUUUCACAGACAUGCCACAAAGUUAACAACAGCAUUUGGUUACAUCACCUGUCUUUGUAGACACGGAUUUCUUCAGCAGAGUGAUUCACCUGUGCCAUCUUCCUUACAAUCCGUACACGAUUGAAUUACUGUUUCAACAAAUCUCUGUAGGCGAGUCUUCUGCUGAAAUGUCUGUCGUAGCCCCCUGACCCCUGUCAUCAUGAUAUUCUUAAUGAGAUCAGAGACUCUCCAGGAGAGUGCGUCUCCCGCCAUGUCCUUGUAGGAUGACCAGAUCACAGUCAUUAUAGGACUGCAAUUCUGUCCUCAAGCAUUUCUCCACAAGGGGCCUUGUCCGAGGGCCUUUUGCACCAUAGUAUUUUUUAAAAAUAUAAUGUAAAAAAUAAUGACAGGGCAGAAGUAGUGAACUGAAAAUGUGCUCCUUACUAUGAAGUCGUUGAGCGGGGAGAAGUCCAAGUGAACGUGGAAGCAUUUGCAUGCAUUUCACCAGGACGAAGAGGUGCCUGGCUCUGGGCUGUUCUGUGGGUCAGUGAGAUAUCGAUGUUUUAUAGAUAGGUCGACGUGAAACUCCACAAAUAGUUUGACUCAAGCAAGCAUGAUACUGUACUCAAGUACCAAUAUGCAUUCAUGGUAGGGAAUCAAUACUCCUGUUACGGGAUUUAUUCCAUUGCUUUAUGUUAAUAAAAUGAUUGCAAUCAUCACA